Alternaria ethzedia is the source of this 624-nucleotide messenger RNA. RefSeq lists its product as uncharacterized. The transcript has a single exon. Gene Ontology annotation, molecular function: protein kinase binding; protein kinase inhibitor activity; double-stranded RNA binding. The coding region runs from base 1 to 624 and encodes 207 amino acids. NCBI's taxonomy places the organism in Eukaryota, Fungi, Ascomycota, Dothideomycetes, Pleosporales, Pleosporaceae. Gene Ontology annotation, cellular component: nucleolus. The record is from RefSeq and is a predicted model, not a curated record. Gene Ontology annotation, biological process: negative regulation of protein kinase activity.
AUGUCUGAGCCCAUCCCCGAAUCAAUACCUACAUCCGCCGAUCCGCGCUCGCAGCGCCCGACGAAGAAGCGCGCGCUUACUCCCCGCUCAGCCCAAGCCUCAGAAGUCGAGGCUCUCUUCGCGAAGCCUGAUCGCGAUAUCUACAUCCCAGGCUCCAGCGCACUAGCCAAGUCCUCCCUACCCCCAGAAAUCGUCGCCAAUGUACAAGGCUCCAGUGCAGGUGCGGGAAGUGGCGAGUUCCACGUCUACAAGGCGAGUCGGAGGCGCGAGUAUGAGAGGCUGAGGAUGAUGGACGAGGAGGUCAAGAAGGAGGAAGACGAAAAGGAGUUCGCCAAGCGAAAAGAGGAGCUGGAAAAGAAAGACAAUGAGAAGACGGAGAAGAAUCGUCUGAAGAGGGAGAAGGCGCGACAGCGGAAAGAGAAAGCCAAGAAGGGUGGUAAGGGCGGAACAGGCAGCGAGAGGGAUGGGACACCAGUUGCAGAGGAUGGCAAGACGAAGAAGAAAUUAGCGCCGAACGCGAAUGUGCCAAAGACUGGCACCGACGAGGACGCAGAUGGCAACAACGAAGGCGGAGAGGUCAAGAAUGCGGAAGAGAUUGGACUAGUCAUCGAAGACGACGACUGA